This is a messenger RNA of Annulohypoxylon truncatum, 3008 nucleotides long. RefSeq names its product OPT-domain-containing protein. Lineage: Eukaryota; Fungi; Ascomycota; Sordariomycetes; Xylariales; Hypoxylaceae. Gene Ontology annotation, biological process: transmembrane transport. Bases 221 to 2806 code for a protein of 861 amino acids. The transcript has 6 exons. Gene Ontology annotation, molecular function: oligopeptide transmembrane transporter activity. The record is from RefSeq and is a predicted model, not a curated record.
AAUGCGCACGCACCCUCCUCGAGAACAAAACCCAUAAAUUCUCGUAGUAUUUCUGCUCCAGGGGAGCGUUCGUGGGCGCGAAUUUAAUGGAUGUGGUCUCCUUCCUUCUAUUCUAUAUGUAUGUGUUGUUAUGGUCGUCUAACUCCAUGUGCAACAUUGGAAACCCCAUUCUCAUCGUACACCAUACCAAAGGAAUUUAUAAGAUAGGCAAGCGACCGAUAUGGCCCAUGAUAUAGAAAAUAAGGGCACGGUUGCUUCCCAAAAGGUGGAUGAGAAGGCCUAUUCGGAUGGCUACCGCAACAGCGAAGUUGAAUUGCCGGUCAAUACCCAGGUAGAAACAGAUCUUAACGUUACUGAGAAUGAUCUUGCCGAAGCGAAAGGGCUAGCUGACCGGCUUACCUUGGAAGAGAUUCGACCUAUGAUGGAAAGGGUGCUAAUAAUCCAUGAAAAUGAUCCGAAUUUCCCCUUUAGCAUCAUUCAGCGCAUCAGGGCGUUCCUAGGAAACGAGGAUAUCUUCGAGAAUCCUGAAAAACAUGCCGUCCUGGUCGACGAGAUGAAGCUAGAGGCUGCUCUUAUCACCGUCAAUAGCCCUUAUUCCGAGGUGCGCGCAGUUGUUGACAAUCACGACGAUGUUAGCAUACCCUGCGGGACUAUUCGAGCUUGGGUGAUUGGUUUGGGAUUUUCGGUACUCCUCGCUUUCAUCAACCAGCUCUUCUCCAUUCGCCAGCCGACGAUAGCUGUCCAGGCGAACGUUGCUCAGCUGUUGGCAUUCCCCAUCGGAAAGGCGUUUGAGAGAUUGCUUCCCGAUGCUGGCAUCACGCUCUGGGGUACGAGGCACAGUUUGAACCCAGGCCCCUUUUCCAGGAAAGAGCAUAUGCUCAUCACCAUUAUGGCAAACGUCUCGUGGAAUUAUCCAUAUACCAACAACAUUAUAUGGGUCCAAUACUUGCCGGCCUAUUUUAACCAGAGCUAUGCCGGCCAGUUCUCGUACCAGAUACUGAUUGCGCUUUCUACGAACUAUAUCGGCUAUGGAAUGGCUGGCAUAGUUCGGCGGUUCUUGGUCUACCCGUCAUAUUGCGUGUGGCCUUCGUCCUUAGUGACGAUUGCCCUCAACGCAGCUUUCCACAACGAUAGAAAUGUGCCUGUAGAGAGUCCGUUUGGCAAGAUCUUCACCGUCUCUCGCAUCAGAUUCUUCGGCAUAACCUUCACUGCCAUGUUCGUAUACUUCUGGUUCCCUAAUUAUAUAUUUACGGCCCUCAGCGUAUUCAGCUGGCUCACAUGGAUCUCGCCGAACAAUGUGAAUCUCUCCGCAAUCACGGGCUUUUACAAUGGCCUGGGUAUCAACCCGUGGCCUACUUGGGAUUGGAACACUCUACUCUUCGACACAACGGAUCCUUUGAUGAUACCCUUCUUUUCAACUCUAAAUAAAUUUAUCGGCGCCGCCAUGGCUUGUUGUGUCAUCGCUGCACUAUGGUAUACGAACACGUAUAACACUGGUUAUCUACCAAUCAACUCCAACCGAGUCUUUGACAACACGGGCGCGCUCUAUAACGUCUCCAACGCCGUGGACGAGCGUGGUCUGUUUGACGCCACUAAGUACGAGGCGUACUCUUUCCCUUUCCUGUCUGCUGGAAGCAUCAAUAUAUAUUUAUUCUUCUUUGCUAUAUACUCGGCCAUCAUCUCGUACGCGUACCUCUACCAUCGCCACGAAAUCAAGAUGGGCUUCGUAAACUUGUUCAACAGCUUUCGCAAGGAUAAGCGUGACGCAAUCAACGAAUACCAAGAUGUCCACAGCAGGCUCAUGUCCAAGUAUGCCGAAGUUCCUGAGUGGUGGUAUACUAUCAUACUUGCCGCUGCCAUCGCCCUCGGAUGCGUCGGGAUCGCGCACUGGGAAACAUAUACGAGUCCCGGUGUUGUCUUCUACGGCCUGGCACUCUGUGCCCUUUUCGUCAUCCCUAUAGGUAUCGUCAAGGCUAUAACUGGAAUUGAGGUUACGCUGAACGUGCUCGCCGAAUUCAUCGGAGGCUCAUUUGUGGCAGGAAACGCUUUGGCAAUGAACUAUUUCAAGUCGUUCGGUUAUGUCACCUGUGCUCAUGCACUUCUGUUUUCACAAGACCUGAAGCUCGCCCAUUAUGUCAAGAUCCCGCCUCGGCAGACCUUCGCAGCUCAAAUGAUGGGCACGCUGGUUUCCACUUUCGUCAGCGUGGGUGUGCUCAACUUCCAGAUUAAUCAAAUUCCAAAUGUCUGCACAGUCAACGCCCCCAACCGAUUUACCUGUCCUGGGAUCAACACAUUUUUUACAGCCAGCGUCCUUUGGGGGACCGUGGGCCCUAACUACGAACCUUACAGGGUCUUCGGCCGAGGAGGCAUGUACACUUGGCUAUUAGCCGGCUUCCCCAUUGGCUUUGUCGUUCCGAUAAUUAUUUAUUACAUGAACAAGAGGUUCCGGAAGACCUGGAUGCGUCAAAUACACCCUGUUGCCAUUUUCUACGGGAGUCUUUCGCUGGCCCCGUACAACUUAUCCUAUAUCUGGCCAGCCGUACCUAUUGCUUGGUUCUCGUGGGUCUAUUUGAAGCAGCGUUAUCUCGGGUUCUGGUCCAAGUACAACUUUGUGCUAUCUGCUUCUUUUAGCAGCGCCAUUGCUGUCUCUGCCAUCAUCAUAUUCUUCUCUCUUCAGUGGACGGAGGUUGAGCUGAAAUGGUGGGGCAAUUCUGUUACAUCUCAGGGAUGUGAACAGGACGCUUGCACAUUAUACCAACUCGGGGAGAAUGAGUACUUUGGCCCGCGUAUAGGGGAAUUCCAUUAGGAAUUUUAUCGCGUGCCUGUUCUUAAGAGUCACAGGAAACAUGUCUAGCUUAUAGCGAUUAGGUUAUAUAUUAGUGUUCUACUUCCACCUGAAGUACAUCGGGGUAAAGGAAGUGGCUUGUGUAGGUAUUACGAAGCUUGUGUAGUCAGCUGUAUUCAGCUUUAACUACACAAAUCCCUUCAAGGGCGACAUCCCGCGAGUC